UGAGUUCUUCGACGCUCACCUCGAUCAAAAUGAGCAAUACAAAGAAGACUUACUUCUUGGCUCCAAAUUUCCAUAUCCUUCCUCCUCCAACAGGACCGCUCCUUCUUGGCAGCAUCAUCUCUUCAGUGUCGAAACCAGAACAUAUCCUCAAUCGCCAGCCCAACUAUGUUCCCAUUCCUCCCUCUAGUCCAUCGUUCACCCACCAUCAAGCAGGUUUCUCCAGCACACAUUCGAACUCGCUAUCCGGCAGCUUCGGUGGCUUUACCGCCCUAAACGCUUUCCUCUCAUCCAUUCUCUCUCUUCGAGUUGACGCAGAUCUCGACGGCGCGUCUUCAGGCUCCACAAUAUACAAGUGCAAAGACCUGGAAACAACCUACUUCUAUCCAGAUGACGAAUACAUAGCGAAGAAUAUUGAGAUCAAGAGAGUAAAAGAUUGGAUGACGGAUACUUAUUGGAAGAAACCGGUGUAUAUGAUUACAGGAUUGAAGAUUGCGAGGGGGAUGAAGGCGGAGAGCAAGCAGGGCAAAAGCUUGAAAGGAAAGGUUGAAGUCGGCGUUGAUGCCACUAUGCUUACAGGUGUGCCUGUCUCCGGGGGUCCCAAGGUUGGUGGUGGUGUCGAAGCGAAAAAUGGGGUAAGCUGGGAUGGGAGCGAUGAUUUCAUAUUUGCUUACAGAGUGGUGAGAAUUAAGUUAAAGGGGAAAGAGGGUGGGUUCGAGGCUGGUGAGCAUAUCAGUGGUGCGUUGUACAGUGAGGGUGAUGAGGGGGCAAAAGGCAAUCUGCGAGACGAAUGGGAUGUCUCGGAAAUCGAAGAUAUGGAGGGAGAGGAGAUCGUGGCACCCCACAUUAUAUGCGAAGAAGAGCCUGUAGAGGGGUAAAUCUACUACGAGAAUGUUCAUCGCCUGGCGUUCUGGGCGUGCAAGUGCCAUACAGUGGACAUUUGACACGGUAGUUGAAUGUCAAUCUUCUAAGUAGCUGUCGCUUGGACAUGAAAACUCUUGGAUAUAGGAAGAACC
Messenger RNA from Mollisia scopiformis, 1013 nucleotides. RefSeq lists its product as uncharacterized. The transcript has a single exon. Bases 30 to 875 code for a protein of 281 amino acids. The record is from RefSeq and is a predicted model, not a curated record. Lineage: Eukaryota; Fungi; Ascomycota; Leotiomycetes; Helotiales; Mollisiaceae.